Molecule: messenger RNA, 1266 nt
Organism: Selaginella moellendorffii
Lineage: Eukaryota; Viridiplantae; Streptophyta; Lycopodiopsida; Selaginellales; Selaginellaceae
Exons: 5
Coding region: 97-1179 (360 amino acids)
Source: RefSeq, a predicted model, not a curated record
GCGAGCAGCAGCAAGGCGGCAAUGCGAUUCGAACCUCACUAUAAAUAAACCGAGAGAGAAGCCAAGGGCGAAAUUUUAGGGCUUUCUGGAGAGGCGAUGGCGGGCAAUGGCGAUGGCGGAGGUCUCUUCGAAGGACUGCCUCCUCCCUCAGCUCCAGCACCAGCCAAAUCGGUGUCGCCGCCACCACCGGUGAGUGCUCCCAGAAGUCUCAAAUCGGUCGAGCCGGCCAAGCCUGCGAUCAAGCGCCCUGCUCCUCAAGAUCCGGCUGAAGGUGCUAAACAGGUCCGUUUCAAGACCACGACUGAAACCAGCAAGGAGAAAGUGAUCGAAGCUUUGCACAAGAUCAAAACUCACAUCGGGAAUCCGUCAAAGUUCUCCAAGGCUUGCAAGCUCGCUUUGCAGCUGCUUGAUGCUGGAAGCGUGGGUGACGACGAAACAUCGACGUUAUUCUUUGAGAUGCUUGAAGUCGCCAUGAGUCCUCCGACUAAGGCCAACGCAGCAGCUGUUCGAGCGGAUUACCAGCAGCUCUUUUCGGCUGUGCAAGACAAACUCAAUUCCUAUACUCCUUCACAGCAAGAACAAAUCGAAGUGUGGGCUCUUUGGGCACAACUCGGGAAUGACUUUUACACCGAUGACACGUUCGUGUUUUCCAGGGCUGCUGGACGACUGAAGCAACUCAUCACUGCUCUACCCGAGGCAGUGGCAGAAGAUGCCGUGGAGUCAAAUCCAGAAUCUACUGCUGAUGCCGAAGAGGUGGAUCCGUUUGGCUUGGACGCUCUUUUGCCAAACAAGGAAGACAAGUGCAAGAAGAAAGCUAAAAACGAGACCACCGGAGGCAAAAACUUGCAAAGGGACAGGAGAGAAGCCUUGAUCGAGUGCUUGACAAUAGCUGCGAAACGCUACAAGCAGGCAUGGGCUCAAACGAUCGUAGACAUCGCUGCGAAGCACGCGUUCGACAACACAAACCGAUUCGAUCAAUCCCAGCGCGAGAGAAUCGUCAAGCUCUGCGUGUCCGUCAGGGAGCAGCAAGUGAAGCGCAAGCAAGGCAAGGGCUCCAGCGGCAAACUGGACGAGACAUCAUUCGAGAAGUACCGCGAGCUCUACUCGCACGAGAAAAUCAGCAUUCGCAAAGCCGUGGGCGGCGGCGGCGAUCGCAGCGCCGAGCAAUGGCUGGGAUAGAAACUACUUCCAUUUAAAUAUCGAAUAUUCGCGGCAUUGUUCUUUACUUUAUUUCGUUGCGGAUGGGAAUCGAACUUCGUACCAGCA